This is a messenger RNA of Linderina pennispora, 1080 nucleotides long. RefSeq names its product S-adenosyl-L-methionine-dependent methyltransferase. NCBI's taxonomy places the organism in Eukaryota, Fungi, Kickxellomycota, Kickxellomycetes, Kickxellales, Kickxellaceae. The record is from RefSeq and is a predicted model, not a curated record. The coding region runs from base 1 to 1080 and encodes 359 amino acids. The transcript has a single exon. Gene Ontology annotation, molecular function: methyltransferase activity.
AUGGAUGAUCCGGUCGUGUGCCUCGAGUUUUUCAGCGGAAUCGGCGGCCUGCACUAUGGCUUUGAGCAGAGCGGCAUACCAGGCACCGUUGCCAUGGCGUUUGACAUGAAUGAGAACGCCAACACAGUGUACGAGCACAAUUUUGGUCUCCGUCCAAACAACCGCGCAAUCGAUUAUCUGGAGACCGCCGAUAUCGACAAGUACAGCGCAAACUGCUGGCUCCUGAGCCCACCGUGCCAGCCGUACACACGUGGGGGCAAGUAUCUGGAUGAUGAAGACGAUCGGGCACGCGGGUUGAUUCACCUGAUCGAGAUGCUGCCCAAGCUACGGAACGUGCCCCGGUACGUGUUUCUGGAGAAUGUGAUGAACUUUGAAAACUCCCAGUCUAGGACCAGGCUGGUGGAGACGCUAGGGACGCUUGGGUUUGAGGUUAACGAGUGUCUGGUUUCGCCAGUGCAGAUGGGGGUGCCGAAUAACCGGCUCAGAUAUUUUUUGAUCGCACAGCGGCGGUGGGCAGCGGACGACGUGGAGAAUGCAGCUCGGACUACCAAGUAUCUUGCCAGGGGCGCCGAUGCUGUGCAUAAGGACUGGCCGUUUGGACCGGCAGUCAAGUCUAUAGACGCUGUCUGUGCCAUUCCGCUCAGCUCGUAUAUUGACGCGAGCCUGGAUGCUGUUGAGUCUCUCAGGGUGCCUCAGUCGGCGAUCUUGAAGCGGCAGCGGCUGGAAUUCGACAUUGUCAGGGCGUCGUCUGCACAGACGUCGACGUUUACCAAGUCGUAUGGGUCACGGAACCUGAUCGGAUCCGGGUCGCUGCUGCAGACGAGGAACCUGGACGUGGUGGAGAAUGGAUUUGGAGCUCCCGAGCGGCUGCUUGAUUUGGGGAUCCGGUUCUUCUCACCCAAGGAGGUUGCGCUGCUGCAUCACUUCCCGUACCGCGCGGCGGAUUCGCCUGUGGCCGAUGGCAGGCAUUACCUGGGAUUCCCAGCGUCGCUCACGCAGCGGCAGCAGCUGCAGCUCCUUGGCAACAGCCUCAACGUCAAGGUGGUCGCUGAGCUCAUCAGGCACAUACUGUUUGCGUAG